CACGAUCGAGAUGGAACUGCUAGCUGUUGGCCCAGCCCGCUACCGACUGGGUUAAAAGGGCAUGCUUUUUGUGGUGGGUAGCGCACCCAUUACCCCCCAGGACGGACCUGUAGCCCUCCCACACUCAACUAGGACGAUCCCAGUGCCCCACCAACACAAGCCUCGUCGGCCGCCUUGUCGGGCGGGUAGUUCUCCGUGGGGUGGUCGUCGGCGGGCAAGAUGUAUCCCUCGGACUGCAUCAUCGCUAAUAGCGCGGUGCUGCUCUCUGUGGGGUGCUCCUCCCUCCCCCUCUUUCCCCCAUCCCCAGCCUCGUGCUCCACUGGAAGGCCACCACGGGGACGACCGUCGAAAUGGAGUUACAAGCCACGUCGGCCGCCGUGUCGGGCGGGUGGUUCUCCGUGGGGUGGUCGUCGGCGGGCAAGAUGUAUCCCUCGGACUGCAUCAUCGCCAACAGCGCGGGCGCCGCCAUUGGCGCGUACAGCAUGACUUCGUACUCCUCCUCGGACAUCACCACCGCUUCGUACUCACUCGGCUCGCCCGCCUACUCCUCUGGCGCCGCCACGUUUUCCAGAACAGUGGGCACCGGCAACAAGAUCUCGUUUGUCAACGGCCCCAUGAAGACCAUCUGGGCCUACUCCGACGGCCCUUCCACCACUCUCGACGGCCACGCCGGCCACCGCGGCAGCACCACCAUCGACUACUCCUGCGACGGCACGGCCACCCCUCCCCUCCUCCCCCUGCCGCCACCCCCUUCCCCCGCCCCCUGCGAGUACCGCCUCCCCGCCCCCCCAGCUAGCGCCUCCCCAUCCCCUCCCCCGCCCUCCACCACGCCCUCCCCUCCCCCGUCGUCCCCUCCUGCUGCGGGUGUGGCGUGUCCGGCGUCCACUCUUGACGGGUUCGACUAUCAAGUGGAGCUCGGCGGUGCACUCAUGCUCCUGCACUGGACCUUCGCCAGCAGCACAUCCAUCAAGUUCGCAAUGGAGGCGCGCGCCAGCACUCUAUCCAAGGACGGCUGGAUGGCUGUUGGAUGGUCAGGCAGAAAGGGCAAGAUGAAGGGCUCAGAUGCAGUCAUCGGGAACCUGCCAGGGGUGGCGGCGGUGCAUAUGAGCGGGUAUUCCAAGAAGCUUGUGAAGCAAACGAGUGCGUUCUCUAUAGGGACUGCUGAAGUUGCUGCCACCACCGAAGGCGGCACCAUGAUCACGUUCACACGGGAAGUAGGCACGGGCGCGGUGCCCAUCGUCCUGAACGCCACCAACUACCUCAUAUUCGCCUUCAGCAGCACGGCCUCCAAGACCCUCGCCUUCCAUGCCUGGAACCAGGGCGGUCUUGCUGUGGACUUCUCGUGCUUCAGGAAGCCUUCUUCCCUGUGGGGCGGCGGGCCCGACUACUCAGACGACUCCGACUACGACAGCAGCUUCCGCGCCGCAAGCGUCGAGGACCCAUCGGCUGGUGCGGCUUUGAGCACCAGCAGCCACCAAAACAGCUUGCAAAGGCAGAAGCCUUUGGGCCAGCAACACCACAAUGCUGCUGUUGCUGCUUCCGGGAAUGGUUUGACAAAUGCUGGCUGGUGGGCCCGUAAGUCGGCCUUUUGGAAGGCCAUUUUUGGAGGGUGAUCAACGUGGCCCGUGAUAGGAUGGCUGGUGGGGUAUGUUUUGAGAAAUAUUUCAUCGAUGUCUUAACCCAGCGUGGUUUGGCGCGGUGUAACUGUGUUGGAAGGCUGCAACGAAUUGAGUGUUUGGGUUUGCAUGUACAUGCAGGGUUGGGUUUUUAUCAGCCGCAGUAGAGAGCUAGGGGAAACCAAGGAGCCAAUGAGUGCAGCCUUGGUGGCAAGGUGUACAAGGUUCCAUAAUUUAUUUACCACAGGUAAAAUUGGAC
Closterium sp. NIES-67 is the source of this 1875-nucleotide messenger RNA. NCBI's taxonomy places the organism in Eukaryota, Viridiplantae, Streptophyta, Zygnematophyceae, Desmidiales, Closteriaceae. The record is from the annotation of a GenBank genome assembly.